AUGCGUUGCAAGCCUGCGCUGUAUGAGAUAGAUGAAUACGUCGCUCGUGGGGGUCAGUUUACCCGGUGUGUUGCUGUUGAUUGAUGACGCAUGAGCUCAUCCCUGACCGCAACACUUGGGGGCUUCCGUAUUCCAACUCCAGAGGCGAAAGUGGUGUUCACCAAGCAGAGACGCAUCGAAGGCUUUGCGUGCUGUAUCUGUCCCGAGGGUGGUGGCAAACGACACUCACCCGCACUUGCGCUUCGGCACUUCAAGACGGCCCAACAUCGGUGCCGAGCCCGAUGGCGACGAAGGUUUGCGCGGGACGACGCAAACAUGAUCGAUGCAAGCGACGUUCUCGGCGAUACACCCGGCUCCCAAGCAAUCGAUGAUAUGCGGGGAGUGCGGGAGGCGUUCCCGGACUCGACAUACGAGGCCGAGGCUGCCAGCCAAGCGGAUCAGGUGGGUAAGCGUCCUACGGAGUCGCAUUUACUCGUAGUUCGCUGAGUCGGUUAUUGUUCAUUGCACAUCUCUGACGCCGUGGACUUGGAUCAGUCGUUCGACUUUGACCGAGACGUGGACGUGGACGAGCCAGCUGGGCAUUCACGUGCGAUGACUCCUUGCCUCUCCGAAGGCGAUGACUUGCACGAUGACGUCGAAUUUGGGGAAGGUGUUGACCGAAUCUUCACCGACGACCUCGAAUCCAACGACUGCCACAGCUUUGAUGAUCUAGAAGAGGAUGAAAUCUGCCAGAACGCGAUGGCAAAUUCGGCACCGCUUUCCGAUGGUAAGGUUCCCGCACUCGCUUUUUGUCAAAAAAGGUCGUCGUGCCCAAGCUAAUACUGCCCCUCCAGUCUCGAAUGUCUUCAAGAAGGGUACCAAAACAGUGAGAUGCACGAGUUCGAGUAUGCCUGGCCCGACGGAUAAAUGGCAUCCUUUCCCAGGCCCAAAGGUAUGUCCAAGCUUGAUCGUGAAGGAGCUCAAGUCGGAAGUUUCGGAGAGUGUGCACUGACCUGAUGUCCUUUUGCGUCCGCUGCAACAAGAGCUAUCGCCAUCGAAACAGCCUCACGCAAAGACCACAUGAUGGCGACAUCAUGUUCGACGACCAUGGAAUCCAAGACAGCGACGAGGACAGAGAGGAAGCCAUCAGCCUGGGCCUGGUUAAUCGUGGGCUGUACACGGAUCCCGACAUGAUCGGACUCGAAGUGAGUUGAGGAUAGAACUCGAGUUAACUAUACUAUAGCUGACUGACCACAAAUGAAUCAUCCCUAGAAAUUGAGGAAGGCAGAUGAUAGCCAGUACCGCGAUCUGUGGAGAGGACUUCAAAUCGUGCUUGCUCGUUUGACCCACCCCCUUGAUCAACCCGGGCUGGAUUCUUCCGUGGAACUACAAAUGGAUCUGAGCAAAAUGAAGGUGGGUCGGUAUGUAUGCUAUUCCCAAGUGGAGACUUAUGUGUUGAUUGCUGACCUUCACCAUUCGCAGCGUUCUUUUCGUCCAUACGUUAAAGCGAUCGUCGCUCUCCCAAGGCUGUGCAGUUUCUACAAAGGGGCUCAGGAUGCGGUUGCAAAGGUUCUCCGAGAGGAAGGACUGAUCAAGAUCGAACUCGAAGAAACCUCGACCCCAUAUCGUCGAAACACUAGGAGCGCGCUCACUCGCCAUGGCGGAUGCAAGGUCGGACUACAUCGGGCAUGUGAGUCGAGGCAAGAUAGCAGAAGCUCUACAGGUGAUUCGACUAAGACCCGUUGUUCCGGAUCAGUUGAACAAGAUUAGCGACCAAAUCAACGAGCAGCACGAUCCGAUCUCUUUGAUGACCGCCUUUCUCGACAACUCACUGACUUUCUGUGACGAACAUAUCAUGUUCUGGUGCCUCGGAGUAAGUGAUUCGCUGCUACCGCGGUCUCCUGUGCUAAGCGCUGAUUUGAAGAAACCUCACUUGUUUCCUAGGUUACCUUUAUCAGGACCCGCAACGCGAAGCAUCGUGACGCCAAGGACAAGGCUUGCAGAGCGUACGAAGAAUUUCUCAGCGGCGUUGCAGACGAAAUUGCGGCAAAAUAUCUCGACGACGGCGUGGGCGGAACGUUUGAUUGGCGAGCGUACGUCGCUUGGUGAACCGGAUCGGAAUAAUCUGCCGACGCAAAUUACGUUUUAUCACCUGCAGCUACAUCUGGAACACUUACGUCGAGCCCCUUCGCAAGGAAUCCUUGAGCCGUACCCCGGCUUUGAGGAGCACCAUCACUUGGCACCAGCCAACGGGGCGUGCCUUUUUGAGCCCCGCGGACCAGGACACCGACUCCAGAUUGCUGGGCAAGAUUGACAAAACCAAUGCAGAUUUUUGUCAGGUUGUUGCGGUGAGCACCUAG
This is a messenger RNA of Microbotryum saponariae, 2339 nucleotides long. The record is from the annotation of a GenBank genome assembly. NCBI's taxonomy places the organism in Eukaryota, Fungi, Basidiomycota, Microbotryomycetes, Microbotryales, Microbotryaceae.